AUGAGCGGCAACGGAAACCAAACUGGAGGAGGAGGCAUGGGUGGCGGAGGUGGGGGCGGAGGUGGGGGCAUGAUGGGCCCUCGGCUUGCUAUAACCUACGCAGAAUCGAAUGUGCAAUUAGUGAGCAUAGGUCUCCAGAUGUUCAUGUUCCUCUAUGGGACCAUAGUCUUCAUGGAGAGCCCUCGCUCCGCGAGAAGAGGCCGCUUCCUCUACGUGCUUGUCAGUUUUACUAUACUGGCGUUAAGCAUCAUCUCCACGGCCUCGGGGAACUGGUCGAAUUAUAAUACCUUGCUGAAUACAGUGCCUGGUGAUCAGCAGAGGUCCCGGGCGGCUAUGGAGCGAUUUGGACGAGGCACACCGGCGUAUGGUGUUGCGAGAAUAUCGUCGACGUUUAUCGCCUUCGUUGGAGAUGGUCUGCUGGUCUAUCGAUGUUACUUCUUCUGGCACGACCGUAAAUGGGUCGUUGUCCUUCCAAUUUUGACCUACAUUGCCUCAGUUGUGAUGGGUUUCCUGCAGAUGCUCUGGCUCGACGUGUUUCCGGGGUGGAAGAUUGACUAUUCCGUAGCCUGGAUAUCACUGAACGCCGCCCUCAACGUGUUGAUCACGGCAACCAUCUCCUUCCGCCUUCUAAUGGCCUACUACAAGAACAGCGAGUUCCUGCCACCAGGCUCUUCGAAGCUAUAUCUUGGUGUUGUCGCUAUCCUGGUGGAGGCAGCUUUUCCAUUGGCAAUCACUGGAAUCGUGCUAGCUUGCUUCAUCAACCAAUCACAAGGCUCGGGAGCAACUAGACCGCACCAAGGCGUAUUCCGCAUACUCUAUUUCUUCUUCCUAGCCAUCUCUCCACAAACGAUUAUCUUCCGUGUAACAACAGGAAGAGCUGUUGGUCGCGACCUCCGAACAUCCGGUACGACGAGGCGGUCAGCACACACCUCAACCGGUAUGGAGUUUGGCAUCAACACUGGCCAAGGAGAUACAUUCAACUCUAUGGCGCACGAAGACUCCGUAGUUCCCAAUGCCCAUAAAGGCAAACUGGCAGACUCGCGUUCAGAAUCACAACUGGACGAGAAGCAGGCCGGUCCAACACGCAUCGAGGUAGUUUGA
Molecule: messenger RNA, 1101 nt
Organism: Coprinopsis cinerea okayama7#130
Lineage: Eukaryota; Fungi; Basidiomycota; Agaricomycetes; Agaricales; Psathyrellaceae
Exons: 5
Coding region: 1-1101 (366 amino acids)
Source: RefSeq, a predicted model, not a curated record